AUGGGUUUACUCAAUUGGUUUUCAGGUAAUGGUGAUGAUGACGCACCUGUUGCCAACAGACAACAACGUGAACAAUGUUGGGAAUCAAGAGAUUUGUUUUUCAAAUGUCUGGAUAAUGUCGAUAUAAUCGAUGCAAAUGAUAAGAAAAAUAAAGAUAUUAUUAAAAAAAACUGUAAUAUUGAAGAAUCGAAUUUUGAAAAAGAUUGUGCAAAAUCUUGGAUAUCGUAUUUCAAAGAUAAAAGAAUAUCAGACUAUAAAAAAUUAAAAUUUAAAGAAGAGAUGGACAAGAUUGGUGCACAACCAAUAAACCUGUCACCACAAGAAUUUUCAGGUAUGAAAAAAUAA
Messenger RNA from Vanderwaltozyma polyspora DSM 70294, 345 nucleotides. It is a transcript of the gene COA6, whose product is annotated as Coa6p. The transcript has a single exon. The record is from RefSeq and is a predicted model, not a curated record. Gene Ontology annotation, biological process: mitochondrial respiratory chain complex IV assembly. Gene Ontology annotation, cellular component: respiratory chain complex IV; mitochondrial intermembrane space; mitochondrion. Lineage: Eukaryota; Fungi; Ascomycota; Saccharomycetes; Saccharomycetales; Saccharomycetaceae. Bases 1 to 345 code for a protein of 114 amino acids.